Macrobrachium nipponense is the source of this 5026-nucleotide messenger RNA. RefSeq names its product protein lifeguard 1-like. NCBI's taxonomy places the organism in Eukaryota, Metazoa, Arthropoda, Malacostraca, Decapoda, Palaemonidae. The transcript has 7 exons. The record is from RefSeq and is a predicted model, not a curated record. Gene Ontology annotation, cellular component: endoplasmic reticulum; Golgi apparatus. Bases 16 to 1173 code for a protein of 385 amino acids. Gene Ontology annotation, biological process: negative regulation of apoptotic signaling pathway.
GGAGUUUUGCCUUCCAUGAAAAAGAAAAGAAUGGCAGCCCCAUAUCCUGUGGACCCAAACAAGGCACAGAAUCCUGGUUGGGCAGUUCCCGGUGCCCCAAACCCAGGAUAUCCAAGCCAGCCUCCACCUAACAUGGGAUAUCCACCACAGCCAGGAAUGGGAUACCCUCCUGCCAAUCCUCCACCAUACAGUGCUCAGGCCCCCUAUGGAGGACAGCCUGGUGGUUAUGGUCCACCAGGAAUGUACGCAUCACCCUCUGGGCCUCAAGUAGAGGGAUGGCAGCAACAGCCUUGGGGAGGUCAACAGCCUGCUCCUUUUGCGGUAAAUGGAUUUUUCACCAAUCUUCGACAGAAAAAUUUUCGCAACACUAAUACGCAUGUCAUCCAGCUGCAGAUGAGGGAAAUUGCUCAACCAGUAUACAAUGCCAGUGGUGGAGGAUUUCCCAUACAAGAUGGAAACCGAGAUGCUGGAGUUCCUAAGGAUGAUGUGCUGCCAGAAACCUUUGGAGGUUCAUUUGGAGAUAAAGCAAUCCGCCAUGCGUUUGUUCGCAAAGUAUACCUUAUCUUGAUGGUACAACUGUUGGUGACACUUGGAAUUGUGUCCCUUUUUACUUUCCAUUCAGGUGUGCGCUUAUUUGUUUUAAGGAAUAGUUGGAUGUAUUUCCUCUCGUAUGCAGUCUUUUUGGUGACGUACUUGUCACUAGUAUGCUGUUCAGGUGUGAGACGACGCUGGCCUGGUAACUUCAUAAUGCUAGGGAUUUUCACUCUUGCACUCAGUUACAUGGCAGGAACAAUUGCUGCUACACAUUCGACGGAAAUUGUGGUUAUGACCAUUGGCAUUACUUGUGCUAUUUGCUUCCUCAUCACACUCUUUGCCACACAGACUAAGUAUGACUUCACUGGCUGUGGAAUCUACUUGUUCGUUAUUUCCAUGGUAUUGCUGAUAUUUGGAAUCAUCGCAAUUUUCACUUACAGUAAAAUUCUGUACACCGUGUAUUCUGCUGGUAUUGCUCUGCUCUUCUCUGCGUACCUAGUGUACGAUACGCAGAUGGUGAUGGGUGGCCGUAAACAUGAACUGUCUCCUGAGGAACACAUCUAUGGUGCCCUGGUGCUGUAUUUGGACAUAAUUUAUAUCUUCAUCAGCCUCCUUUCUUUGUUUGGUUCCAAAAAUUAGAGAUUGUGGUUUUCUCUUAUCCUUAAUGUCUAAAUAAAUACAGUACUAAAUACUAAAUAGUGUGUAAGACUUUCAUUGAUAUAAAUUUAAUCUCCCAUGUGUAUUUUACUCUGCCCAUGAAUAUUCUAAUUUAUAGUGCUACAGAAAGUUUAGUCAGUUUUUAUUUUGAAGCAUGUAUAUCAUACAGUACUGGGUAGUCCUUUAAUGAUGAGCGGAGUUGUAAAAAUUGGUCAUUGGGAUAUGUCAUGGCCAUCUGCUUGAUCUUGAAGCAGUUCCUGGACAUUUUAAUGGUGGCUGCAUUUAGGAAGUUGAGUAAGUAGUUGUCCCUCCUUCCCUUUUUCUCUGAGACAGCAUGUAUGUGGGGCCGAUUUAAGGCUAAACUUAAGUGUAUAAGUUAAUGGAUUAAGUCAGAUUGGUGAAACAACCCAUUUUAGUGUGCCAUAAAAAUAAAGUUUUCUUAGAUGUUCCUUUUUAUAAAAUAGUUACAUAAAUUUGUUGUUAUGGUCAAUGUAAAAUAACCUUUCUCAUUUACUGUUUAAAUAAAGAUUAACUGUUAAUCUGUUUGUCUGGAAGAUAUUCAUACAGUAUAAUAACGAAGUCUUGGGUACAGAAUGUGACAACCAUUAACUCAUGAGCACACAAGUUCUUUACUAAUAAUUUUUAAGCUGCCCUUGGCUUUGCAAUGAGCUUGAAGAAAUAGUAUUGUAUUUUAUAUAUCAAAAAGAGGGGGUAAUUCUCAAAAACUGUGCUGCUAUUCAUGAGUAUAAUAUCUGCAAUGACUAUAGUUAUUUUUUGCUGCAGUCAGACCUAAUGAGGUAGUUCCAUGUAUAAUACUGUUACUUUCUUUUGUGGUUUCCUAGAAGAUUAUUAAAUACACAUAUUUUUCAUUUUAGACACUUGUGAAACCUGUAUUCAAAAUUGGUUCAUCCAUGUACCAGCUCGCCUCCAACUGGUAAAACUUGGUCAGUCACUCAGACACAAGAGCCAUAAGAUUAUUGUUUUAUGGUUAUGUCGAACUACCUUGUAAUAAUGAUAAUUGUAGCAUUUAUUUCAGGAGCUGUGGAAGAAGCUAAAUGGGUGUUCUAAAUAUUCAACCAUUAUUCCAUGUAACCUGUAGUAUUUGUAGAAAUAUGGUUUAGGUUGUCAUAAAUAAGGACUCUGUAAAGUAGGUUCUUUUAUCUUUCCUUUCUCAUUAAUUUUUAAUACAUUACUAAAAAAAAUGUUUUUUAAUCUAUAAAUACAAAAUAGAAAAUUUGCCAUUAUCAAGGUUGUGCGCUUUUUAAAUGAGAAAUGGAGCCAAAAACUACCUUAUAAGAUCAUUUUUUUCCCUCCCCCAUUCAAACAGAAGAAAAGUGUUUGUAAGGUAAUAAAAGUAAGGAUUAGUAAAGCUGACUUAUUAUUUUAUUCAGUACACUUAACGAGUUAUGUUUCUUUCACAAGCUAAUAUUUCUCUGGAUUUUUUUAUUCUGGAUUAAAUUAUUUGUUUAAAUUGUCUACCUCAAGUGCACUUCCCCAUGAACUUGAAAGGAAUGGCUUUCUUUUGAUUUUUAAAUCAGAGACCUUAAUGUUUCCAGUCAGUGAGCAACUGAAGAAAUUCUUAUUUCAUUUUUUAUUUAUUUUUUGAAACAUGGGUCACCAAUGUUUGGAGCAAGCUUUCACUGGUUAAAUCAUCACUUUGUUCUGGUGGUAUAUUUUAGUUUUUCUUUGAUUAUAGGUUGCAGUAAAAUGCAUUGUGGUGGUAAUUAUCAACCACUUGACUUAAAAAACCUUGAGAAAGACAACAUAAUGUUCGUGGACAGAAGUGUCAGAGUAUAGGUAUUCUUGGGAUAAUGAAAUAAUUAUGUAUUAAAGGUUUAAACAAUAUUUUAAGAGUAGUUUCGUCAAAAAAAAUAACUGAAAUUCCUCACCCUAUUAAAGUGUAAAUUCAUAGAAUCAGAGGACUGACAGAAGCUGAAUUUUCAUCAAAUGAAGAUGAGCUCCUCUUAGCUUGGUGAACUGCAGUGUCAUUAAUGUAACAUUAUGUAGAUGAGGUAGUGAGAAACCUGUAAACCAAUGAAUGUGAAACAAUAGCAGAUCAUAGUUAAAAAAGCUCAUGGGUUUUGCUAUCAUGAAAUUAGAAAUUAACUGGAAGGAAGCUUCAUGAGCAUGGUAAAAAUAAAAAGUUAGAGAAUUUAUUCUUCCCAGAAUAUGAGUUGAAUCUUGUAUUGUAAUUUGUCUUAUAUAGGUAGCAUCAUUUGAAAAUAUUCAAAGCUCAUACUAGCAUGAUUAAAGUAAAAGUUGCCUUAUGCCUGGUUCAGACUGCAUACUGUGUUAGAGGGCUGAUAUUUAUUAUACAUUCAUAAUGGUUGUUUAUAAUCAAGGCUUCAGUACAUUAGAGAAAUACAAUCUUGUGUAUUUGUGUCGUCAUAUGUUAGUAUCCAAAAUUUGAGGCGUUUCAUCUAAUUAAAUAGAUUUGAUCUAAAUUGAAGGUCAUAUUUAGUAUCCAGUGCUAACAGAUGCAAAUAUCCAGCUGAAUUUCUUUCAAGUUAAUUACAAAAGCAUGGCACCAGAGAUGGUGGUUUAGUAGAGUAUCGGGAAUUGGUAGGGUAUUUUUUCUUGUCUUACAACUUACGUCAUUUAUAAAAAGGAUAAAAUCAGGAUGGUGCCAAAAUUUUGGGUAAUGGGUAUUUAUGCUGUCAGUAUUUCAAGUUUUUUUGUAACGUUAUUGUAAUAUUACAAACUGGGCUUAUUCAUAAUACUGUAUAGGUAAAGUAGUAACUUGGAAAUUUUCAGAAAAAUGCAUUUAUAUAUGAAUGAAGAAAAGCAUGAAGGAAAUCUCUUCCCAUUAUUUGUGAAUUGAUCUCUUUAAAAUGUUUGUAAAUGCAGUUUUGUAUUUGCUGUACAUUGUUGUAUAUGAAAUGGUAAAGAAAGUGUCCUUAAGCUUUUGUGAAUCUCUCUACACGACUGUCAGCACCUUAAGCCAGACUACAUCACCUCAAGAUUUCCACUUUGCUUCAAUGAAUAGCAGGAAAAAUGACUUAAUGUGUAAAAUAUAAAAUAUACUGCAUACAGCUUCUUUCUGGUCUGGGUAAGUGUAUAGAAUUUCUGAACUUUAAAAAUGUUAGCAUUAUGUAAAAUGGGAACAGAAACUAUUCUUGCUCUUUCGUAGAUUUAUAUCUGAAAAAGGUGUUUAAAAUGGUGGAAUUUGCCCAUUAUUAGUAUAGACAAUUUAGUUGGAUACAUAUAUGUAAAUACUGUAAGGAAAGGCCAUAGAAUGUUGUGUAAUCCUACAAGUACUAAUUCUCAUUGCUGCUAUGACAGCUCUAAGUUUUAUUAAUAUAUAUUAAUUAAUAUAUGUUUGACAGAACCUGUAUUCCUUAAUGUCUUUAGUGAAAAUAUUUUUACCUCACAGAAAUGAAUAGUAAUAUAGUGGAAACAAAUCUUAAUUAUUACUGAUAAUAAAACAAAAUAUUUUCUGAAUCAGAUGUUUGUAUAGCCGUCUACAAUGAUAGUCUUGUAUGGAUAUGAACCAAGUGUACCUACAUUAACACUUGAAAAUUACAUAUAUUAAUGUUCUAUCAUAUAAAACUAAUCAAUGCCUGAGUGCCAUGGAGUUCUUAUGCUAGCAGUGAUGCUUAGAAAAUACAGUACUUGCAAGUUCUCUACCGAAGAAACUUUGAAACACUAGCAUUCCAGGUCAGACAAGUUUUGAUAGUUUGGUCUGCACUUCCCUUGGUUUGCUCUAGAAAUCUCAAAUAGGAUUUUGGCACACAGAUAUUGUAAAAUGAGAUCACUAUAGUUAUGACAUUGCUAAUAGGCAAGUUGUACUGGAUAUUUAUGUUUGUGAUAAUCUAUAAUAAAGGUAUUAAAAUUA